This is a messenger RNA of Lotus japonicus, 2006 nucleotides long. Its product is annotated as external alternative NAD(P)H-ubiquinone oxidoreductase B1, mitochondrial. The coding region runs from base 83 to 1795 and encodes 570 amino acids. The transcript has 10 exons. NCBI's taxonomy places the organism in Eukaryota, Viridiplantae, Streptophyta, Magnoliopsida, Fabales, Fabaceae. Gene Ontology annotation, molecular function: calcium ion binding; NADH dehydrogenase activity. The record is from RefSeq and is a predicted model, not a curated record.
AACAACUUCUAACUAUUGCAACAUAAUUAAAAAAAGCUUAAUUGCCUUUUCAGUCUCAUCAUCGAUUCUUGGUUCCUCAUUCAUGGCAGCUUCUUCCUUCUUCAACAGAGUCUCCAAGGCUCUCAACUCUUCACCUUCCUCCUACAAACUCGUGCUUCUCUGCACUCUCACUCUCAGUGGUGGAGGUGUGGUGGCAUACUCAGAAUCACAAUCAGAACCUCACCGAAAAAAGAAAGUGGUUGUUCUUGGAACAGGAUGGGCUGCUACCAGUUUCCUGAAGGAUUUGGAUGUUUCUAUAUACGAUGUCCAGGUUGUUUCGCCUCGUAACUACUUUGCAUUUACUCCCUUGUUACCCAGUGUCACUUGUGGGACAGUUGAAGCACGCAGCAUCGUCGAGCCAGUCCGAAACAUCAUAAAAAAGCGAAAAGGAGAAAUAAAAUUUUGGGAGGCAGAAUGUGUCAAGAUUGAUGCUGCAAACAAAAAGGUUUCCUGUCGGUCCAAUAUUGACAACUUAGUGGGUAGUGGUGAAUUUUCUCUCGACUAUGACUUAUUGGUCGUAGCCGUAGGAGCACAAGUAAAUACUUUCAACACUCCUGGUGUCAAGGAGAACUGUCAUUUUCUGAAGGAUGUUGAGGAUGCUCAGAAGAUCAGGCUGUCUGUGAUAGAUUGCUUUGAGAAGGCUGUUCUUCCUAGCCAAUCUGAAGAGGACCAAAGGUCAAAUCUUCACUUUGUAGUUGUUGGAGGAGGUCCAACUGGUGUUGAGUUUGCUGCAGAGCUGCAUGAUUAUGUCCAAGAAGAUUUAAUCCAGUUAUAUCCCACCGUUAAAGAUUUAGUGAAGAUAACUUUGAUCCAAUCAGGAGAUCACAUUUUGAAUAUGUUUGAUGAAAGAAUAAGUUCAUUUGCUGAGAAGAAGUUUACCAGAGAUGGUAUAGAAGUUCAAACAGGAUGCCGAGUUGUCAAUGUUAAUGACAAGGAAAUUACAAUGAAGGUGAAAUCAACAGGAGAGGUUUGCUCUGUGCCCCAUGGAUUGAUUGUCUGGUCCACUGGCAUUUCAACUAUUCCGGUUAUAAGAGACUUUAUGGAAGAAAUUGGUCAGACUAAAAGGCAUGUGCUAGCAACUGAUGAAUGGUUGCGAGUGAAGGGAUGCGAAGCUGUGUACGCCGUUGGUGAUUGUUCUACAAUAGUUCAACGUAAAAUCAUGGAUGAUGUCUUGGCCAUAUUUGAGACUGCGGACAAAGAUAACUCCGGUACCUUAACUGUUGAAGAAUUCCAGGAUGUUAUGGAUGACAUUCUCUUAAGAUACCCUCAAGUAGAACACUAUCUAAAGAAGCAACAUAUAUAUGACUUUACCAUGCUUUGGAAAGAUUCACAAGGAAAUGAAAGAAAAGAAAUAGACAUAGAAGGGUUUAAGCUGGCCCUUUCUCAAGCAGAUUCACAGAUGAAGACUCUGCCAGCAACUGCACAGGUUGCUGCCCAACAAGGUACAUAUCUAGCUAGAUGUUUUAACAGCAUGGAUCAUUGUGAACAACAUCCUGAAGGUCCUCGACGCUUUACAGGAUCUGGACAUCAUAGGUUUCUUCCUUUCCGGUACAAACAUUUUGGGCAAUUUGCUCCACUGGGUGGGGAGCAGGCAGCUGCAGAACUUCCUGGAGACUGGGUUUCCAUUGGUCACAGUACUCAAUGGCUUUGGUAUUCUGUAUAUGCAAGCAAGCAAGUGAGUUGGCGCACAAGGUAUUUGGUCGUGUCUGAUUGGGCGAGAAGAUUCGUAUUUGGGAGGGAUUCAAGCCGAGUUUAAUUUGUGAACUGGCGCACAAUGUAUGAAUUAUUUUGUUGCACAUUCUUUCUCUCUGUUAAUUCUUGGACCUGAUGUACAGUGAUAUUUUUUUAUGGAACAUUUUGUUCCACCUUUGAGAACUGCCAUCAUCAAUUGGAUGGCAGUGUUUGUGUUUACAGCUUUCGUUUUGCAUCAGUAUUCUUGUGGUUGGUAUACAAAAGCAAGUUUUUUA